CAAUAUUUUAAAUUAUCACACACCGUUUUGACGUGUGACCAUCUUGUCCUUAAACAAAAACAAUAACAACGUACAACUUCAUAGUCUGCAAACUUUUGCCAAGUUGGUGUUGCUUAUUAAAAUGUCAUCAGUUAUAGCAAAUCUAUUUGUCUGCAUCGUAGGAUUUGUUAAUGUUUUAAAUGCCUCCACUGUGUAUAAAGUUGUUCCAACACGAAAUGAAGCUGGAAGAUACAAUGGCAUCGGUGGACUGAGCGGAGGUGGGAAAGACGUUUAUGUAGUUAAAACAGAUAAUCUCGAGAGAAGAUUUUUAGGAAUUGGCGGCCUUAGUGCUGGAGCAACAUCAAAACUUUUGAUGAAUUAUCCAGAAGAACAAAGAAAUCAAAUUCUCGAUUAUCUCUUCAAGCCAGGGUUUGGAGCCUCCCUUCAGAUGUUAAAGGUGGAGAUAGGAGGAGAUGCACAAAGCACCGAUGGUACAGAAGCAUCUCACAUGCACUACCCCUGGGACGAGAAUUAUCAGAGAGGCUAUGAGUGGUGGCUCAUGGUAGAGGCAAAGAAGAGAAAUAGUGACAUCUUGCUUUAUUGUCUUCCCUGGGCAUUCCCAGCCUGGGUUGGGGCCGGAAAGAGGGACCCCUACAAUGACCCUGAACUGACGGCCUCCUACGUUGUUAAGUUUAUCCAGGGGGCCAGAAAAUACUAUAAUCUCACCAUGGCCUAUGUAGGGAUAUGGAAUGAGCGGCCAUACAGUUCAAAAUAUAUAAAGACCCUGAGACAAAUGUUGGAUGAGGCUGGUCUGGACCGGGCCCCAAAGAUUGUGGCAUCAGACGAUUUAGGCUGGGAACCAAUAGCAUCAGACAUCCUGGCAGACGAGGAACUCGCAAAGGCUGUUGACAUUAUUGGAGUGCACUACCCUGGAACUACAACCACUCAAAAGGCCAUUGACACAGGCAAGCCCCUGUGGUCCUCGGAAGACUACAGUACCUUCAAUGAUAACGUGGGGGCAGGCUGCUGGGCCAGGAUACUGAACCAGAACUAUGUGAACGGCUACAUGACAAGCACAAUAUCCUGGAACCUCAUAGCCAGCUAUUAUGAGGACCUUCCAUAUGCGCGGGAUGGACUUAUGACAGCAGACAGUCCUUGGAGUGGCUACUAUAGAGUGGAUGCACCCAUAUGGGUCACAGCCCAUACAACCCAGUUUGCGUGGCCAGGAUGGUACUACGCUCCCCAGGGGUCGGGAUCGUCACUUCUAAAGGACGGAGGAAGCAUGGUGUCACUGGUCAGCUGGGACAGUACCCAGUUAACUAUCGUCAUAGAAACCAUGAGUCGCAACCAUUCCAUGUGUAUCCGUCCAUACCUGCCAGAGUAUGAAGUCAGGCCCCAAAACAUCUCCAUUCAGCUGCAAGGAUACUUUGCACAAUUGACGAGCAUGUUUGUUCACUACAGCAAACUUGGUUUUGAUGGCGAGGACUCCAUACUGUUCAAAGACAUGGGAACCAUACCAGUUGUAAAUGGAACAAUCCAUCUAAGUUUGGGUGUAGAUGAGAUGUACACAUUGAAUACCAUCGGGGGUGGCCGUAAGGGCAAUAGCAGCAAUAUUCCACCGCAAAAACCCUUCCCACUGCCGUACAUGGAUGACUUUGAAUCGUAUCAAGAGUUCAUGGAGCCAUUUAACCUUGCCCAGCAAGUUGGAGCCUUUGAGAUCAUAAAAACAACCAGUUCCCAUGGUAACGUUAUACGCCAGAUGGUUUUGGAAGCGCCGAUAUUUUGGUGUGAGGAAGAAACGAGCCCUUUUAACAUCAUCGGAAACACGAGCUGGUCUGACAUAUACGUAGAACUAGACGUCUACAUUGGUACAGUGAAUGCUACGUCAGGAGCCUAUAUAGCGGCCAGAGUCAACAAGGGCGGAUGUGAGUCGUUUUCUGCCGAGGGCGUUUUCUUCUUCAUCUUUCCUGGACAGGGAAUCGUUGUCACUGGAGACCUUGCCAGAACCAAGGAGUUAUACAAGCAGGAUAUGAACAUUUCCACCAACACCUGGUACAAGAUGGAGCUACUGGUUAAGGAUGGUCAAGUGAUUUGUUUACUGAAUAGUAAACUAGUGGUCAGAAUCGCUGCACCGUUCAGUCCCGCUCCGCAGAACGGCUUUGUUGCCUUGGGAACGGCAGACUUCGGUCUUGCAGACUUUGACAACCUCAAGAUUGCGGACAGUACGGAAGGAAGUCUAGUGGUGAAGGGGAGAUUUACUGCUGAUGAGGUCUCUUACGAUGAGAAGUUCAAAGAUGUAAAAGACAAGCUGAAAGAUACCCUGUACUUUAAGUCUCAGAGAUUUAAUACUGUAAAAUAAUUAUUGUCGUUGGGAAAAUAAAAAAAAUUAUUUCAUGGAUUGACCAAUUCGCAAAUCAAAAAUAAGCACUUCAAAAAAUGACCAACGCAAAUUAUUUUAAAGUUAUUUAUGCGGCAAAAAAUUAUAACAUAGAUUGUUAGCAUACUUACCAUAAUUAUUUUAAAGACAUUCCAAAUUUGUGCAAUUUUAUUAGCUGGACUAUUAUAUAUGAAAUAUAUAUAGUGGAGCUAUCCUACUCACCCCGGGGUCGGCGUUAGCGUUAGCGUGCAAAUGUUAAAGUUUGCGUACCACCUCAAAUAUUUCCUAUGUCCUUUGACAUAUUGCUUUCAUAUUUUGCAUACUUCGUUACCAACAUGACCCCAAUUUUUACACAAGAGCAGACAACUGUAUCAAACUUUUGACAGAACUAUGGCCCCUUUUAUACUUAGAUAAUUCAACAUUUGGUUAAGUUUUGUGUUUUGGUCCAUUUUACUCCUAAACUAUCAUAGCUAUUGCUUUUUAGACUUGGGAAACUCGCUAACUUUCGUAAGGGGACUGAACAGGGCAAGUUGCAUAACUCUGGUUGGCUUUUUUAACGGAAUUAUGGCCCUUUUUUGUCUUUGUAACUUUGAAUAUUUUGUUAAAUUUUGUGUUUAGAUCCACUUUACUUCUAAAGUAUCAAGGCUAUUGCUUUCAAACCUCAAAUACCUUCUUGCUAUCAUGAUGUUACUGUACCUGGCAAGUUGAAUUUGACCUUGACCUUGAAUGACCUUGACUCUCAAGGUCAAAUUAUUAAAUUGUGCUUAAAUUGCCACAACUUCUUUAUUUAUGAUCACAUUUGAUUCAUACUUUGACAAAACAACACACCUGACAUACCACAAUAGACUCCACCCAAACCAUCCCCCACGCCCCACCCCAGAAUCCCCCCCCCCAAAAAAAAAAAAAAAAAAAAUAAUUUUUUUUCUCUUUUUUGGAAGAUCAUCUAUUAAAUGACCACACACCCACAUUAUACCCCCCUCUCCAUGAUGGCUUACGUUAUACUGUCAAGCACUGGAAUAGUCGAGCGCACUGUCCUCUGACAGCUCUUGUUUAUUUAUUGCAAUUUGUAUCAUAAAAUAUUUAUGUACAUUAAUUGCAAUUUAGAUGAAGAUGUUUAAAUUUUAUACUUUUAAAAUUUAAAUUGUGCAUUAAAGUGCAAUUACUUUUAAGCUCACCUAAGCACAACAUGCUCAUGGUGAGCUUAUGUGAUCGCCUUUUGUCUGUCGUGGGGCGUCAACAUUUUGAGUUGUGACCACUCCAGAGGCCACAUUUAUUGUCCGAUCUUCAUGAAACUUGGUCAGAACAUUUGUCCCAUUGAUACCUCGACUGAGUUCAAAUCUGGGUGAUGCUGGGUAAAAAACUAGGUAACUAGGUCAAAAAAACAAACUUUGUGAACACUGUAGAAGUCACAUUUGAUGCCCAAUCUUCAUGUAACUUUGUCAAAAUGUUUGUCUAAAUGAAUUGUUGGUUGAGUUCAGAAAUGGUUCCGGUCCGUUGAAAAACAAGGCCACCAGGGGAUGGGGCAGUAUUCCUUAUAUGGCUAUAGAGAAACCAUCAUGAAACUUGGUCAAAAUAUUACAAACACGUGUUUGUAUACGUCCCUGAAUGAACUAAAUAACAUGUGUUUCGUAAUGCCUUUAAUAAAUGCCACUUUUUAACUAUAAAUCUUGUCUGUAUUCAUUAAUUCAUGAUACAUUGAACAAAGAAAGUUUCAAACAGCCUGAAAUAUCCGCAUGUUCCUCGUGGCAAUGAGAGUCAAACAAACGGCGGUACAUGUAUAUGCAGGUUUGCCACUCAUGGACCUGGUUGUCAUUAAAUAACAAAAAAAAAGCUAUACAUGUAAAUAAAAGUUCUUUAAAAUUGGCAAGGAUUCGACUUGUAAAAAACACUGUCACAGUAUUCAAAACUCGGCUAAUCUCUAAGUAAUAGCAAUCUUUACCGUUACGGCCCAUGUGUCUUACGAAUAUUCUGAUAUUAACAAAAGAUUUCGGAUCAUUUUAGUUUGAAUAACAAUACGUAACAUCAUUGAUUUAGGUAAAUUUUAUUUGUACCUCAUGUAAGUGAGCGAAAAAAAACAGUCAUAUGCGAGGACUGAAUAACAACUAUUGCUGGUUUAUUUCAGAUAAAUAGUCUGUGCCAGAAGUUUGGGUCGUCGUUGUUUGUCAUUUAGAAACCUGACUAUCAUUAUUUGUCGACACAAAACCCACGCUGUUUUCUUAAGAACAAACUCCUUUUUCUGAUUGGCUUCUAUUGAAAAUGCUGCUUAGCUAAUCAAAAUGACGUAUGCAUCACAAAAAUGCCUGGCGGAGUUAAAAUGUCGUACUUGGAGUUUUACCAACUUGCGCAAUUAACUGUUUCGGGAUGAUUAUUGAUUUUUACAGCACUUUUUGGGUAAUAGGCCCCCUUUUAUUGCGUCAUAUGCAGUCAUGCAUUAAUAUGCGCGUCUUGGGGACACCCAGACAAGCGAUUGCAAAAGCAGAUAAGACUUGAUACAUAUGGAUCUAGAUAAAAGGGCACGUGGCGCUAAUUGUCUUUGAAAGGGGCAGUGUGGCGCUCCGAAAAAAGGGGCAUGGCGGGUCCCCACGCUGAUUAGGCCUGGAUAAAACACUAAGUGAAAACAUGUGAACACUCUUAGAAGUCACAUUUUUGGUCCAAUCUUCAUGAAAUUUGGUCAGAACAUAUGUUUUUUGGAUAUGACGGUUUAGUUCGAAAAUGGUUUGGAUCGGUAAAAAAACAUGGCCCCCAGGGGGUGGGGGUCAUUUUCCUUAUAUUUAGAUAGUAAAACUAGCCUGUGAACACUCUAGAAAUCACAUUGUUUGCCUAGUCGUCAUUAACUUUUUUCUAAACAUCGAUUCUUAUAGAUAUCUCGGACAAGUUUGAAAUAGGUCAUGAUGGGUGGAAAAACAUGGCCGCCAGGGGGUGGGGCAGUUUUCUCUAUAUGUAUGUAGUGAAAACAUGUGAACAGUCUAGUUCUGAUAAGCUAUAAUGUUAAAGAAAGAUAACCUGUACAUACUUUCUAAUAGUUAACUCCCUUGUAUAAACCUGGUACUUCCUCAUAAAAUGUGGUGUACAUAAAGACAGUAGUUUGCAUGCAAUUUAAGAACCUAUUGUUUCUCUGUCAUAAAAUAACUGUACAUGUACUACAUGUGUAUUGCACUGUAGAGCCUUAUCUUUGAUCUUUACUGAUAAGCCAAGUUAACCUACUGUGUUUUGGUGUAUUGAUUGAACAUCUUCUUAGAUCAAUUGAAUUGGGAAAAUCAAUAAUCUCAGCAGACUACUGUGCUAUCAAACUGUUUCCAUGACAACCUUGACUCCAGUAAAAUGCAAAGGCUGACCUAUACAUAUUUAGUGCAGUAGAUAAUGACCAUCCAUAAAGGAGACAUAAUGCUGAUCAUUUUCAUGCAUCUUUUUCACUAUAGGGUGUCAUUAUUUUGCAUUUACAUGCGUAUAUACUUUGUUUGGGUACAUACUGUAAUUCAUUUCUUUCUGAGUAGUGUUUAGAUGAUGUUUAAUGUCUCAACUGCCAGUAACUAAUUAAUGACACAAGUCUGUCAUCUGAUAACCAAUAUAUGUCACGUUUAUACUCAAAAUGAAGAAUUUUGUUAGAGGAAAAUGAAUAUGCUAUUUGGUUGUUUUGUAUUAUUUUGACUUAUUUUUAUGUCCCCCACUAUAGUAGUGGGGGACAUAUUGUUUUUGCCCUGUCUGUUGGUCUGUUGGUUGGUCUGUUGGUCUGCGCCAACUUUAACAUUUGCAAUAACUUUUGCAAUAUUGAAGAUAGCAACUUGAUAUUUGGCAUGCAUAUAUAUCUCAUGGAGCUGCACAUUUUGAGUGGUGAAAGGUCAAGGUCAUACUUCAAGGUCAAAUAUAUGGGUCAAAAUCGCUCAUUUAAUGUACACUUUCGCAAUAUUUUAAUAUUCAAGAUAGCAACUUGAUAUUUGGCAUGCAUGUGUAUCUCAUGGAGCUGCACAUUUUGAGUGGUGAAAGGUCAAGGUCAUCCUUCAAGGUCAGAGGUCAAAUAUAUGUGGCCGAAAUCGCUCAUUUUAUGAGUACUUUUGCAAUAUUGAAGAUAGCAACUUGAUAUUUGGCAUGCACGUGUAUCUCAUGGAGCUGCACAUUUUGAGUGGUGAAAGGUCAAGGUCAUCCUUCAAGGUCAAAUAUAUGGGUCAAAAUUGCUCAUGUAAUGUCACUUCUGCAAUAUUGAAGUGAGCAAUUUUAUAUUCGACAUGCAUGUGUAUCUCAUGGAGCUACACAUUUUGAGUGCUGAAGGUCCAAGGUCAAGGUCAUCCUUUAAGGUCAAACGUCAUAUAUGGGGACAUAGUGUUUCACAAACACAUCUUGUUAUACAUAAAAUUUAGUUAAUUGUCAUGUUUCCUUUGUCUAAGCUAAGGAGUCACAGAGGGAGGGGCUGAAAUGCCUUGUCUUAGAUCAAUAUCUGUCAAUCAAAAUCUCAACACUCCUCUUAGACUGUGCAAAGCCAAUUAAAAUUGAGAUAAGCCCAGAAAAGAUGUAUUGAAGUAUAUUAUUGGAUGUUGACUACUGGCCAAUGUCCUUCAGCCUGAGGGUGUAUAAAACAUGCUGCACAGGGCUUAUUAGCAUCCCGAAAACUAAAUUUUUACUGCUUAAAGAAUCUGCAUCGCUGGUAAUUAAUUAAUAUUUUGGACAUUGAAGAUAGUUUCUAGAAAUGGACAUUUUGGGAAAUUCACCAACAUCUAAGAUAGUUUAUUAAAGAACAGAGAUGAAGAUGAUUCAAUUGUUUUACAAGUAUGAUGAUUCUCAACUUACGAUUGAACUUAGUAAUAUCUGGACCAGUUUCAAUCGGGAUCAGUUUUUAUGUGUACUUUAACUAUUGGGAACAAAGCUAUCAUACAUUAACCUGCGCAAAGAACAAGUCAUUUCUUUUUAUCUCAGGUGAGCGACUUUGGGCCUUUCAGGCCCUCUUGUUUUGAAUUUUCUUUUUGUUGUUCUUUUACAUUUUUUGAUGUAAUUCUUUCAGGUUGUUUCAUCAAAUGUUCUUUUACAGUGAUUAUUAUUAUUUUUUGAAUAUUUUAUCACAUUUUUGAUUGACAAUACUUUCAAAUUGUUAUGGCAAGUCUAAUGAAACAUUUAGGAGAAAAUUUAAGUUAAGA
Dreissena polymorpha is the source of this 7482-nucleotide messenger RNA. RefSeq names its product galactocerebrosidase-like. Gene Ontology annotation, molecular function: galactosylceramidase activity. NCBI's taxonomy places the organism in Eukaryota, Metazoa, Mollusca, Bivalvia, Myida, Dreissenidae. Gene Ontology annotation, biological process: galactosylceramide catabolic process. The record is from RefSeq and is a predicted model, not a curated record. The coding region runs from base 122 to 2338 and encodes 738 amino acids. Gene Ontology annotation, cellular component: lysosome. The transcript is spliced from 19 exons.